Molecule: messenger RNA, 3575 nt
Organism: Oncorhynchus kisutch (coho salmon)
Lineage: Eukaryota; Metazoa; Chordata; Actinopteri; Salmoniformes; Salmonidae
Product: splicing factor U2AF 35 kDa subunit
Exons: 8
Coding region: 2176-2676 (166 amino acids)
Biological process (GO): mRNA splicing, via spliceosome
Cellular component (GO): U2AF complex
Molecular function (GO): metal ion binding; RNA binding
Source: RefSeq, a predicted model, not a curated record
AAUCGAAAAUGGCGGAAUACCUGGCGUCCAUUUUCGGUACAGAGAAAGAUAAGGUGAACUGUUCUUUCUACUUUAAAAUUGGUGCCUGCCGCCAUGGUGACCGAUGCUCCAGAUUACAUAAUAAACCAACUUUCAGCCAGACCAUCGUGAUUCAAAACAUCUACCGUAACCCCCAAAACAGUGCGCAGACGGCCGACGGCUCCCACUGUAAGUGCCUCCGGUCCAGUCCUCUCAGCCCACCAGGUCAUUCUAGCUCUCUCCCCCUCCUCAGAUUUUAGGUCUGCGUCUCCACUGGCUUCCUGCAGGGCUUCGGAGGGUCUGUCUCAGCACUGGUAGCAGGGGGUACCACAACACAACACUUUAGUAUAUCGCCAAUCGAAUAAAUAUAUUUUUUCAUCCGUUGCCAUUCAGAGGUCUAAGCCUAGGUGUAGAAUGACAUGCUCUGAUAGUGACAUUGAAAAGGACUCAAAAAAAUAAUGCCUUGAUCCCCACUAUUCACAUUGGAUCUUUAAAGCUAUUAUCCACAGGAAAUCUCCACAUAGUACCUGUUUUCUAACAGUUAUAAUGCACAGAUGACAGACUUUAGGUAUUUUUCAGGUGCUUUCAGAGAAGACUGACAAUACACCUGCCCUAGUGCCCAACAUGCGUUUGUGAAUAGCUAGGUUUCCAUCCAAUUGGCAACAUUUUAUGGGAAUAUUCGAAAAUCUGCAUAAAACGAUGUGCACAUUUUUCCCCAUGAGAUAUUUUUCUGUUGCAGAUAAAAGGCUGCGUGAUGAGAGUGAACAUAAAAAAAAGUUUGCUGCUUAAUUGGUUUCCAUUGCAUUUUCAACUCUACUGAUGGUUUUCUCACAAGAGAACGUGGGUUAUCGCCAGUGUGCCCACUCUGGUAUUGGCACGUUCUCUCUAGCAGCGCUAUCUGCGCACUGUUGGCUAGAGUGCGUGUAUAGCCUACAUGAUUACAUUUAUUAUUAUUAUGGACAAAAGAGCAAGAUUAUUUUUGUCAGACUGCAGCCAAGUAUCGAUAAUCAUGUCACUAGAACAAGACCCUCAAUAUUUAUUGGAAAGGAGCAUCAAGCUCAUCACCUUGCACUUUCACCACCCUGUGAAGUUCAUCGUAACUUUCAUCUGUAGUCUAAUAAACUGCAUGCUUUACCGACGAGUCAUAGUGGGAGGACCACAUGUCAUAUAUCAAUAUUUGCGCUUAAAAGCGUUUCCACCAACAUUUCUCCCAUUAAUUUUACCAACUCAAAAAGAUCCCACCUUGUCUAGCGUGUUUUGUUUUGUCGACAUUUGGAAAGUUGAAUGAAAAAUGUUUCCAUCAGGCCUGUCAGGGCUUUUUUUCAUCCGACAUGUUUCUACUCGCAUUAAAAGGUUGGAGAAGAACCUGGUUAGACAGCAAACACAUCUACAUGAGUUACUGUCUAGACACAGAACAGUUUGGGAUUUUAGUUUUUGCUCUUCCAAUACUGCCGCCCCUAUAUGUUAGACUGAUUCAGACGUCAUCAGCCAUAUUGUAAAUGUGUAAAUGGUACCCUGAUGUUGAGCCCCGGCUAGCAGAGCUGAUGCAUUGCCACUCUCUUCCUCUAAGGUAAGUCGUGGGUUUGUGGUCUUGUUGCUGUCAUGUGUAACUGUUCUGUUUCUCAGCUGAGAAACUCAGAAUGACUGGCAAAAAGUUACUUUUAAAAAUGUAUUAAAAGGAAGAAAUGAUAACUAGUAAUAGAAACAUCUUGGCAUCCAAUCACCUAUGAUUCAGCAAGUUCUAGAGGUCAUUUCAAGCCUCCAUGACCUGGUAUGUAAUGUUUGGGAGGCUAAAUUUUCGGUUCUAUUGGAUUUUCCACCAUAAUUUUCCAUAGUCAAAUAUUGUCAUGCUGAGACAUUCACUUCUUCCAGCUCCAUCUCUUUCAGCGUGGACCAGUCCCAUGGAUCAUCUUAACCUCUUUCAGUCAUCCCUUCCUACCCUGUUCUGGGCCUGGUUGGGGCACAAGUACACAGUUUUGAGGGAGGGGGAUGGGAGUAAAUGCACCUAUUUAACUACCAUUUUAGAAAUCUGCCUGAAACUAUCUCAAAAAUGUACAUUUUGUAUUUCAGACCAUUGCCCUCUUGAACAUUUACCGUAACCCUCAAAACACUGCCCAGUCUGCCGAUGGUUUGCGCUGUGCCGUCAGUGAUGUGGAGAUGCAGGAGCACUAUGACGAGUUCUUUGAGGAGGUCUUCACAGAGAUGGAGGAGAAGUAUGGAGAGGUGGAGGAGAUGAACGUGUGCGAUAACCUGGGAGACCAUCUGGUCGGAAACGUAUAUGUGAAGUUCCGUCGUGAAGAAGACGCGGAGAAGGCAGUGAUGGAUCUGAAUAACCGCUGGUUCAACGGUCAGCCCAUCCACGCCGAGCUCUCUCCCGUUACCGACUUCAGAGAAGCCUGCUGCCGCCAGUACGAGAUGGGGGAGUGCACUCGAGGAGGCUUCUGUAACUUCAUGCACCUGAAGCCCAUCUCUAGGGAGCUGAGGAGGGAGCUAUAUGGACGCCGCAGGAAGAGGGGAGGGGGGCAUCAUUCUCGCUCCCGUUCCAGGGAACGUCGUUCGCGCUCAAGGGACAGAGGAAGGGGAGGUGGAGGUGGAGGUGGUGGACGCGACCGCGAGAAAAGGCGCUCCAGAGACCGAGAACGCUCUGGAAGAUUCUAAACAGAGCAUCUACCAAAGAGCCAUCCCUCUCCAUUAUCACUCUCCAUCCAUCCCCAAAUCCCUCUAUCCUUGCCUCCAUUGCAGCCUAUCAAUUCAUCCUUGGCCCUUUCAUAUAAUUGCGUCCCAAUGACAUUAAUUGGAAGAUGUUGGACAUGUUUUUUUUUUUCCUUGUUUUGUUUUUUUCAAGAAAUGGAACGCUUUUCUUUUCAAUAAAAAAAACUAUAUGAUUUGUACAAAUUUCUUUGAAAUAGUUACUCUGGAAAACAAAAAGUAAUGUUUUUAUAGUGAUCAGCUAUGAGUAACUUUUGCCUUGAGUCAUCAUGCUCUAGACUGGGCUUACUGUAAGUGAGGGAAUUUAAAUACUUCCCAUAGACUCCCAGUAACUUGACUCCCUCAGCUAAUUUCUCACACAGAACAUGCUCAGCUGUGAACUGAGUGUUCACUUGGCUCAAAAAGACAGUUGCCAUAGAUAUGAAGGAUUAUCUCCUAAACCAUAACCAUAUCAUACCUCUUUUUUUCCAGUUUCCCAUGCCAACAUUUGCCUGUUUGGAUUAUGUCUACAAGUACAUAUUAUUGACUGUGUUGACCUAUAAUUUUGGAUAAAUUGACUUGGCUGGAGAGGGAGGAGUCAAGGCCAUAGUGUGGUUGAAGUAACACAUUUAAUACAGAAUUCUUCUGGGUACUUACAUUCAAUAUGAGAAUGAUAAGAGUGUGCAAAGCUGUCAAGGCAAAGGGUGUUUACUUUGAAGAAUCUAAAAUAUAUUUUGAUUUGUUUAAUACUUUUUUGGUUACUACAUGAUUCCAUAUGUGUUAUUUCAAUGUUUUGAUGUCUUCACUAUUAUGCUACAAUGUAGAAAAUAGUACAAAUAAAGGAAAACCCUUCAAUCAGUGUGUCCAAA